GGUUCAGUUGGAUAAUGAGACGUCAGUUCAGAAGUGAUCAGACAUCAGAAUAGAAGGAGGAGAACACCUGUAUCGGACAUGGAGCGAGCGGAUGCUGCUGAUGCAGUGGGGACAGAAGCUGAAAGCUACUUUGAUAUUCUGGAGGAGAGGAGGCGGGGUAGUGAUAUAAGCUACGCCCUUCGAACCUUUAACCCCCAACCAUACCGUUUGGCCACACCAACUUCAGCCAGCGCUCUCAAAAGGAUGGUUUUAGAAUCACAGUACCUGAAUUACAUCAUACAGGAGAUCUCGGUUGAGAGCAAUGAACCGCAUGAUGUGCUUCUAGAAGAGGCGUCUGUGAUACUGGAUAAGAUGGCACAGAACCUGCAAAUGAGUUCCAUUCGUCUGCUGGGCUUCAUAAUGAACAAAGUGUUUAAGAGGGUGUUUCGAUCUAUACAUGUGAACGAGGAAGGUCUGACACGGCUCCAGCAGGUCAUUCAAGAGUAUCCCGUUAUCCUGUUGCCCAAUCACAGGAGCUACAUGGACUUCCUUGUUAUCUCUUACAUCAUGUUCACCUACGACCUUUCUGUUCCUGUCAUUGCGGCAGGCAUUCCUCUGAUGGGGAUGAAGCUGCUUGGUGAGAUCUUUCGGCGAGCGGGAGCGUUUUUUAUUCGCCGUGCCAUUGGCUCAGACAAGCUGUAUUGGGCGGUGCUGUCUGAGUAUGUCAGAACUAUUGUUCGGACAGGAUUUGCUCCGGUGGAGUUUUAUAUCGAAGGAUUACGUAGUAGAACAUUGAAAUCAGUUACUCCAAAACUAGGAAUGAUGCACAUGGUGUUAGAGCCGUUUUUUAAAGGAGAAGUGUUUGAAAUCAGUCUGGUCCCUAUAAGCAUCAGUUACGACCGUGUGCUGGAGGAGUCUCUCCUUGUCCACGAACUGCUGGGUGUCCCUAAACCCAAAGAGACAACAGGGGGUUUGCUAAAGGCUAGGACUGUGCUGAAGGAAGAUUAUGGCUGCAUGCAUGUGUGCUUUGGCAACCCUGUGUCUGUAAGAGAUCUGGCGAAAGGCAAAAUAAACCGCAUGCAGUACAAUCUAAUACCAAGAGAUUUGCCCAUUACACCGAAUAAAACGACACAAGAGUUUGUGUCUGGUGUAGCCCACAUGAUGGUUCGUCUGCAGGAGAGAAAUGUGGUACUGAGCCCGUGGAACCUGAUGGCUGUGGUUCUUCUUCAGAACCCGCAGGAGGGCAUUGAUCUGGACCUGCUGACCCACACAACACUUUGGUUAAGGAAACUGGCUGAGAAGUUUGGAGCUCAUCUCAACUGGCCAAAGCAUGUUUCAGAUUCUGAGGUGAUGUCAUCAAGCCUGACCCUGCACUACUCAGUAGCUCACUGUAAGAGUGGGCGUGUCUCUUUAGUGGAGGAGGCGGGUCCAAAACCUGUCAGUCAAGAGGAUGGUGUGCUUAGACGUGCUGCUGCUGUGCUCAUGUGCGCCUCCUACAGGAAUCAAGCUGUACACGUAUUCACAAGACCUGCUAUGGUGGCCAUUGCUAUGACAACGGCUGGAAAUAGGACAGAAAAUAUCUUUCAUCAUUUUAUCUUUCUGUUGGAGCUCUUUUCCAAUGAGUUCGUCUUCGUUCCUGGUCAAACCAUUCAGGAUUUCGAGGAGGGCUGUUCUUUAUUACAGCUGGCUGGUGUCAUUGGCCGCGCUGAUGAAGAGGUGUACGUGACAGAUGAAGGCCAGGAAACUAUCCUCUUCCUCAGAGCAAUGCUGCAGCCUUUCAUAGAAAGUUACCAGGUGGUGUUCAGGUACCUGUGCGAUGAAAGCUUACAGUCGUUCAGGGAGAAAAACUUCUUACCUAGUGUGCGCAGUUUUAUCACAAAGCUCCUGAUAUCAGGUGAAGUUCAGUCUCAUGAAUGUUUAUCAUCUGAUGUGCAGAAAAACGUUCUCUCAGCUUUGCUCAGGAUGGAUGCGGUGACCAAAACCAAAGUUGAAGACCAGAAUGAGUUCACAGUGAAUACAGCAGCAGUGAGGAGAAUAUGGACCUUACUAAAUGAUGUAUUGAGCCCUCAGAUCAGUUUAGAUGCCAGACUGUGAUGAAAAGAAUGGGAUGACAGGCACACGUUCCUCUACAGCCCUGUUUACACCCAGUAUUAGGAUUCAGCUAAUGUCCUAUCGCCUCUGAACGUGGUUGAAGUGAUCAUACUACAACACCUGCACUGUUUUUGGUGCCAUCCACUUCUGAUCGAGUCACCCUAAAAUGAUUUUUAUAACAAAUGUGUCUAUAUUAUAUCUGCAGUCCUCAUGUCUUGCUGAGGGUUUGUGUUUCCUAGAGGCACACAAAGAAAACUACAGGAGCUGCUGUAUGACAUCAUUUAUUAAGUUAUCAUUACUAGUUCAACUGAUAUGAUUGUAUUAGACAUAAAGAUCACAUAGAUAACAAUAUUGACGUCUUAGAUUCUCAACAAAAAUCAAACACCAUGUCAAAACCAACCUCUUCAAUCUUAAUUUAAAAAUGCAUAUUUAACAUGCAGUUAGCAUGUGAUUUUGCAAUGUUGAUAUUCAAAUUAUUUUAAUGAUAAAGAUGGAAGUAUUUUUUUUACUAUAAUUGCAAUAAAAAUAUUGAUUGUU
Messenger RNA from Paramisgurnus dabryanus, 2607 nucleotides. RefSeq names its product glyceronephosphate O-acyltransferase 2 (gene gnpat2). Lineage: Eukaryota; Metazoa; Chordata; Actinopteri; Cypriniformes; Cobitidae. Gene Ontology annotation, molecular function: glycerol-3-phosphate O-acyltransferase activity; glycerone-phosphate O-acyltransferase activity. The record is from RefSeq and is a predicted model, not a curated record. Gene Ontology annotation, cellular component: mitochondrial membrane; peroxisomal membrane. Gene Ontology annotation, biological process: triglyceride biosynthetic process; fatty acid metabolic process; phospholipid biosynthetic process.